CAGCCGUGUUUUGGUUUAUAGUUCGAACUCGCUCUCCGGCGGAGAGAAAACGAAAUCGAAGGAGAAGGGAACGACACGCUUCAACUUCGCAGGAAACAGAAGCAAGCCAGUAUGGAAGACAUAAAUUUGAAUGAGCCUGAAAAGAUCGGAGACUCCUUGCUGCAUUUGAAGGAACUUAUUAGUGGCGAAGAGUCGUUGGACUGCCCCAAAGAUGAUCGAUUUCUGCUGAAAUUUUUGCGUGCCCGAAAGUACGACGCUGAUGCAGCCUUCAAGACUAUUCAGAAAUACUUUAGAGCGAGGCAAAGCUACCCAGCCAUCUUCGGCGAGUUUUCACCAUCGAGGAUGCUCUACGACACCAUAAUGCGACAAAACAAGCUUCUCGCAGUAUCUUCGAAACGAGAUGGUCUGAGGCGACCUGUCCUCCUAGUCAAAACAGGAGCCUGGGACACCUCCAUCUGCACGCUCGACGAAUUCACGAAAGCGUGCCUCAUUCUCGCCGAGUGGCUGCUGCUCAACGAGGAAGUUCAGAAGCGAGGAAUCGUUUGCGUGUUCGACUACAAGGGUCUCGGCCUGCACCACCUUACGCAAUUCACACCGUUCGCGGUUCAAAGGCUCAUCCACGUUGUCCAGGACUGCUACCCUUUGAGAGUGAAGGCAGUUUACGUGGUCAACAGCCCGCCGAUAUUUGACAUGCUCUUCCCAAUUGCCAAGACAUUCCUGAAGUCCAAACUAAUACAAAGGGUCCACCUGUUCGGCGCUGACUUGGCUAAACUGCACGACGUUGUUCCCGAAGACAUGAUUCCCGAGGAAGCGGGAGGAACGCACGAGAGCUACGACUACGACAAGCUGGAGAAGGAUCUGCUUAGUCACUGUGACUACUUCGAGGAAGUGAACCGCUACGGCUACGGAAAGGAGAGCACUCACUGCUAAUACAUCGAAACGUCCACCUGUAUAUUAGCGCCUAU
Messenger RNA from Rhipicephalus microplus (southern cattle tick), 965 nucleotides. RefSeq names its product alpha-tocopherol transfer protein-like. Gene Ontology annotation, molecular function: phosphatidylinositol bisphosphate binding. Gene Ontology annotation, cellular component: membrane. NCBI's taxonomy places the organism in Eukaryota, Metazoa, Arthropoda, Arachnida, Ixodida, Ixodidae. The record is from RefSeq and is a predicted model, not a curated record.